AUGGAGAACGUCUCUCAUAAGGGUUUAACGUCUGGUGUAACCCGCUCCCGUCCAGACUUCGACGGGGAAUGGUGUAUGACCUGGCUUCGCCUUCAUCCGGAACGCAUUUCUCACCUUGCUAUGGGUUCUACAGCCUUUGACAAGCCCGACGACGCUAAAGUUCUCUCAAUGGCUGAGCAAUGGCUCUAUGCACCGACCACGAGGUUGAAAGAUAAGCGCCAACAACUGCAUCAGCGUCACCAACACCACCUGCAGCACCUUGUCGAUCAUCCACUUGGUGCUGACCUGAUCAAGUCCGUAACUCUAGAUGGUGUAAGAAGACGUUAUCAUUCGCCUGGAGAAACUACUCCUCCCUCCCCUUCUGGCUCCGAAAUUGAGAAUCAAUACCAGGCGGGUAGUGGUUGUGGUCGCAGUUGCAGUCGCCAUAGUAAUCGGAUUGGCAGGACUAGCUCUGAGGAUGAUUUCCUUGUCACUGCGUCCGACCCAGAGCCCUCCUCUCUCCGAUUCACUUCAGAAGGACGGUUGCUGGCCUCACCGACGGUUCUACCAUCGUCGUUAGAUCGUAGGGUGAGACGAGCGAGCGUAUCGGAGGUGGCGAGGUUGGAAAAGGGGAAAAAUGCAGAGCAGGAGAAUGUUGGAAAAGAAGAUGUGGAUCCGAUUGUGACUGUGGUCAAAACCCAUCGACAUCGUCUGCGUCGGAGGGGAUCCCUCAACAAG
This is a messenger RNA of Hydatigera taeniaeformis, 717 nucleotides long. The record is from the annotation of a GenBank genome assembly. Lineage: Eukaryota; Metazoa; Platyhelminthes; Cestoda; Cyclophyllidea; Taeniidae.